Cylicocyclus nassatus is the source of this 663-nucleotide messenger RNA. NCBI's taxonomy places the organism in Eukaryota, Metazoa, Nematoda, Chromadorea, Rhabditida, Strongylidae. The record is from the annotation of a GenBank genome assembly.
AUGACACGCACAUGCCCCGCAUCUGUCAUCGCUGGUGUAGCCUGUAUCCACCGCCACGCGGUUGCCACCUUUAGCGCUGAAGCGGUCUUGGAUCCACCUAGUCCAUGUGCAUUCGAAGACGCCGAAGAAAUCAUACCCGCUGCUGAUUCAUAUACGUCCGAUUACUACUUUGAUCCGCAUCAUACAACAUCAUCGACAUUCGAAAACUGUCCUUCAGUUGAUGUCCAGGACAGAGCAAAGGAAGAGUUCAACCAAUUUGACACUAACAACGACCCGGAGUGCAUUAGAGUGAUGUGGCAAUCCAUUGAAAAGACGAUGGAAGAAAUCCGGCUAGGUAGCUCCAAAGCUGCUUUGGUCACAAGAAAGAGCAUGCAAAAAGAUGGUAAGAAACCCGCACCUACACCAAUACAGGCUUUCAAGACGGUAUGCUUGAAAGAGUUGUUUGCUGGCUGCCCAAAGGAAUACAUACAUAUAAUGUUUUACAUAGAUUCCCUAAAAUAUCAUGACAAACCCAACUAUGCAGUUAUACGCGGUCUUCUUCGUGAUGCUCUGGAUUCCAACGCACUUUCUGAGUAUCCUUACGACUGGGAGCCAGCUGCCGCGGCAUCAAAAGCAAAGACGCCAGACAAACCUCCAGCUGAGCAAAAUGCGAAGCCUCAGUGA